Molecule: messenger RNA, 2666 nt
Organism: Gastrolobium bilobum
Lineage: Eukaryota; Viridiplantae; Streptophyta; Magnoliopsida; Fabales; Fabaceae
Product: cation/H(+) antiporter 20
Exons: 4
Coding region: 1-2553 (850 amino acids)
Biological process (GO): proton transmembrane transport; regulation of pH
Cellular component (GO): membrane; endomembrane system
Molecular function (GO): antiporter activity
Source: RefSeq, a predicted model, not a curated record
AUGCCGGUUAACAUAACCUCAAUUCUAACGUCCUCAAAUGGAGUAUGGCAAGGAGACAAUCCAUUGGACUACGCCUUCCCACUCCUUAUAGUUCAAAUCACCUUGGUCCUCAUCGUUACCCGCUUCCUCGCUUUCCUCUUCAAACCUCUCCGACAACCCAAAGUCAUUGCUGAAAUUGUCGGUGGAAUUCUGUUAGGGCCAUCUGCAUUGGGAAGGAAUCAAAGUUACAUGCAUCGAAUUUUCCCAUCAUGGAGCACGCCAAUACUUGAAUCUGUAGCAAACAUUGGCCUUCUUUUCUUCCUCUUCCUCGUUGGUCUCGAGCUCGAUCUCAAUUCAAUUCGACGCAGUGGUAGAAGAGCAUUCACCAUAGCAGCCGUCGGGAUCUCCCUCCCUUUCAUCUGCGGCAUCGGCGUCGCCGUUAUCCUCCGCAAAACCAUCGACGGCGCCGACAAAGUCGGUUUCGCUCAGUUCCUUGUUUUCAUGGGAGUUGCGCUUUCCAUCACCGCAUUCCCUGUGCUCGCCCGCAUCCUAGCCGAGCUCAAGCUCCUGACCACGACCAUCGGAGAGACGGCCAUGGCCGCCGCCGCAUUCAACGACGUGGCCGCGUGGAUCCUCCUUGCCCUGGCGGUGGCAAUCUCGGGGGACGGUAGCGGCGGGAAUCACAAGAGCCCUCUGAUUUCAGUUUGGGUUCUGUUAUGCGGUGUGGCGUUUGUUAUAUUUAUGAUGGUUGUUAUCCGACCCGUGAUGAAACGGGUCGGGCAGAGGUGUUCGUUGGAGCACGAAGCAGUGGACGAAGCUUAUAUUUGUUUGACGUUAGCGGGGGUAAUGGUAUCCGGGUUCAUGACGGAUAUGAUCGGGAUCCACGCAAUAUUCGGAGCCUUCGUGUUCGGUUUGACUAUUCCAAAGGGUGGGAAUUUUGCGGAGAGGUUGAUAGAGAGGAUUGAGGAUUUUGUUUUGGGUUUGUUAUUACCACUCUACUUUGCCUCUAGUGGGUUGAAGACUGACGUCACUAAGAUCCAUGGCGGCGAGGCUUGGGGGCUUCUGUUUCUCGUGAUUUCCACGGCGUGCGCCGGCAAGAUUCUCGGCACGUUCGUGGUGGCGUUGAUGUGCAUGAUUCCGGCGAGGGAAUCGCUUACACUUGGCGUGCUCAUGAACACCAAAGGCCUCGUGGAGCUCAUCGUACUCAACAUUGGAAAGGAGAAAAAGGUUUUGAACGAUGAAAUAUUUGCAAUCUUGGUGCUCAUGGCUCUAUUGACCACCUUCAUCACAACCCCAGCAGUGAUGGCCAUGUAUAAACCAGCUCGUGGCAUCAUAGCCAAGACCCACCGCAAGCUAGGUGACCUCUCCUCCGCCUCUAAUCAUGGUGUCGUGGACGAGCUACGUGUCUUGGCCUGCGUCCAUGGACCUGGCAAUGUCCCUUCCAUCAUCGCUCUCAUCGAGUCAACUCGUAGCACCAAGAAGUCCCUCCUCAAGGUUUUCAUCAUGCACCUCGUUGAGCUCACAGAGCGAUCCUCCUCCAUCAUUUUGGCUCGCCGUGCUCGCAAGAAUGGCUUCCCUUUCUUCAACCGCUUCCGGGGCGGCGAGUGGCAUGAUCGCCUCGCUGGGGCCUUCCAGGCCUACAGUCAACUGGGCCGGGUCACUGUCCGGCCCACUACAGCCAUCUCUUCUCUCUCCACCAUGCACGAUGACAUCUGCCACGUGGCGGAGGAAAAGAGGGUGACCAUGAUCAUCUUGCCAUUCCACAAACAGUGGAGGAUGAUGGAAGUGGACGGAGACAGUGGGAGUCACGAGGUGUCGGAGAACGUGGGCCACGGAUGGAGAGUGGUGAACCAGAAGGUACUCAAGAACGCACCUUGCUCCGUGGCUGUGCUUGUGGACCGAGGAUACGGCAAUACCGAUGGGCCUAAUAAUCCAGGCCCAAAUAACACUGUGACCCAACGUGUAUGCAUCGUGUUCUUUGGUGGGCCCGAUGAUCGAGAGGCUCUAGAGUUGGGUAAGAAAAUGGCUGAGCACCCGGCAGUUAAAGUGACAGUUGUAAGGUUCGUUGAGAAAGAUGGAUUGAAUAGUAAAAGCAUUGUGUUGCGCCCCUCACCCGACAAAAGCAGCGACAAAAGCUACAGUUUCUCCACCGCUAAAAUGAACCGCGAACAAGAAAAGGAGUUGGAUGAGAAGGCAAUGGGAGAGUUUAGAAGCAAGUGGGAUGGGAUGGUUGAGUAUAUAGAGAAGGUUAGUGGGAAUGUUGUGGAGGAGGUGUUGGGAACAGGGAGAAGUGGGGAUUAUGAUUUGAUAAUUGUUGGGAAGGGUCGGUUUCCGUCGAGUAUGGUGGCGGAACUGGCGGAGAGGCAAGCGGAGCACGCGGAGUUAGGACCUAUUGGGGACGUUUUAACAUCGUCGGGACAGGGGGUUGUGUCGUCGGUGUUGGUUAUUCAACAACAUGAUGUGGCUUUAGUAGAUGAUUCACCCGUGUGUAAAGUGCAUGGUGGUGGGUCUAACAGGUUUAUAGCUGAGGAUUCGUCACAUGGGGAAAUACAAGUGCAACCUGAUGUUGUGUGAACUACUGAACUGAAGUGUGUUUAUAACCACUAUGGGAUCAAGGUCUUAACGGCUCUGAUUCUUCUUUUAAAUUUCAAGUAAAGAUUUAGCUUCAUCAAAUUCUGUAUAUACGA